UAAACAGGGUAUAAUUGUAAAAUUGCAAUAAAUCACACGCUGUGAACACAAACGGAAAGUCAUAUUUACUUUAAGUGAUCAUAAAGUGAAUUUAUUGCAAUCUUAAGAGUGAAACAAACAUAUUUAUUUUCAUUUUGCCUGUUUGCCCGGAGGUAAACAUAAGCCUAAUGAUGACCUAGUUUUUUGGCUGACUUCUUAGUGAGCAAACAACAAUAAAGGAAAAUUAUGGUGCUUAGCACUUUCCCAUUUCUUCAAGACAACACCAGGCUAGUUAGACAAGGAGAUACAUUGUACAAGGUCAAAAUCAAGUACACCAGCCUUGCUUUAAAACAAAAGCCGGAAGGAUUGAAUGCUAGCUCAGCUCAUCAGCAAAUUGAGCAGUGUUUUCGAGCCCUCUUGUAUAUGAAUGAGAGAAAUGUGGAACUGAAGCCAGUUUUGACAGAAGACUUCCUUAUACGUCCGCAGAAAGUGCCAUGGAGUUUUCCUAAAAAGUACAGCAAUUAUGGUUUUCAUCAACAUGGUGAAGCUUUGAAGGCGUAUGAUUAUGUUUUUGAAUUGAAUGUAUGCUCCAGGGAGUUCAAAAGUAAGCAACUGGAGGAAAAAAAGGUAACAAGUGCAAGUCCAAAGAAAUUCUGGAUCUUGGAUGAAGAAACUGGACAUUGUUCAGGUCAAAAAAGAGUAAAAGAAAAAUCAGGGAAAGUUGAAAAAGAAAGCUCAAGUCCAAAGAAAUUCAGUAUCUUGAAUGAAGAAACUGAACAUUGUUCAGGUCCAAAAAAUGUGGAAAAAAAAUCAGGGAAUAUUGAAAAAGAAAGCCCAAGUCCAAACAAAAAAAAUCCUUUGAUUCACGUCACUAAAGAACAUUUAAAAAAUGAGAGUCUUACAGUGGGUAGAUUUGGACGCACAAAAGAUGGACAGCUAUAUAGAGUUGUACAUUUAUCUCCAUCAAAGACAAAUUUUGUAGUCAAAGGAAGUGUACGGGGAAAGAAGAGAAAAUCUGAAAUAGAUGGUGAGAACCUUACCAAGGAAAAGAAAAAUAAGAAGCAUGAUGAGGCAAGUAUAAGUCAAGAUCAUUCGCCUCAUACCAAAAAGAAAGAUUCUUUUCAUGCACAAAAACAAGAACAUCAACAAAGAACAAGGAAUAACCCUAGUUUAUCCACAUUGGGUGUAAGACCACGGAAUUCUGUGAAAUCCCCAAUCAUAUUUUCAAGAAGUAGAGAUAUUAAGUACAGAUUAAGGGAUAGAAAAGGGCAACAAAAACUUGACGUAGUCCAUGGUUUGAAAAAAGAAACAAGGUCAAUGGAACAUGGGAAAACAUUGGAAAAGGCAGUUGAGCCCACUGCAAAAAGAAUCAGAGGAAAAACUGCAACUAGUGAAGAUACUGAUGGCGAAGGUGAAAAGAGGGAUCUUGUUAAAAAGGAAGAGGGUUUAAGAAGGCAAAAUGUUCAAGGUACAUCUAGGGUUAAAGCUUUAAGAGAUAGAGCAAAAGUAUCUGAAACGGAGAGUGAGAGUGAAGAUAGUCAUAGAGUUCCUGUAGUCCAUGGUUUGAAAAAAGAAACAAGGUCAAUGGAACAUGGGAAAACAUUGGAAAAGGCAGUUGAGCCCACUGCAAAAAGAAUCAGAGGAAAAACUGCAACUAGUGAAGAUACUGAUGGCGAAGGUGAAAAGAGGGAUCUUGUUAAAAAGAAAGAGGGUUUAAGAAGGCAAAAUGUUCAAGGUACAUCUAGGGUUAAAGCUUUAACAGAUAAAGCAAAAGUAUCUGAAACGGAGAGUGAGAGUGAAGAUAGUCAUAGAGUUCCAACAAGAGUUACCAGGCAAGGUAUGGGUGGAAAGAAUAAAGUGUAUGGAAGUGAAAGAAAAGGUUGUGAUCUCAGGGUAAGUAUAAACUCUAGAAAAUCAAGAACAUUGGAAGUGUACAAAAGUAAAGAUGAUUCCUCUGAUGAUGAAACCAGUGAUCCAGCUAAACACGAGAAUCAGAGACAUUCUAGAAGGCAAGUAAGACAACCGGAAAGGUAUGAUGCAGAAAUGAUUGAUUCUCAUGAUCAACAUAGCCACCCUAACAAAGGUAAAGCUCAGUCAGAAUUUAGUCAGGAAAAGAACUCCCCAGUCCAAAUGCAGCACAGGAGAAAAUCAAGGACAACAGAAGAGUCACAGAGCAGUACGGAGGAAUCUUCUGACUCUGAGAGUGACAAUGAGAAUGGCCAAUCCAGACCCCAGGACAGGCAGACCAGGAGAAGCCUAAGACUUGAACAAGCUGCUGAGGUGCACGUUGUCAGUCCCAAGGUUUCAACUGUACGGCCGGUGAAGAGAGCAAACAUAUCCACAGAUGCCAGAGCUGGUCAAAUACCACAAUCUAGGCCAAUGCAGACUGAAGAACAGCGUAUGGCGGCGAUGCGGAAUGUGAGAGCCACUGUCAGUUACAGGGAUUUACUGGCCAGUCGCAGGGAUAGGCAUGCUGUGGAAGAGGCGGAGAGAGCAGAAACCAACAAACUACAACAACUCUACCGACCCACAGUUCCUGCCCAGUUGCCACGACAACGGGGGUCAAGGACACAACAAGGGUCAGAAGGUCAAGGGUCCAGUGAGGAUCAACAGAGAAAAUUAAAAAGGCGCAGUUCAGGUCUCUGGGGAGCCAUAAUGGACCAUCUUGUUACUCCGACUAAGAAAUAUAUGUUUGGGAAGAAAGAGUAAUAGUUUUAAAUCAAGUUUGAAUAAUAUCAUGUUGGUUUUGAAAACAGUUAUUUGAGCAAGUCAUGAAUCUCAAUGAAUUUGCAAAGUAUAUAUUUGUAAAUAGUAAAUACGGUAGUUCUUUUCUUAAAAAACAAAGGUGAACCAGUCUGUUAUAAAACUUGUAUCAUACAAUUUAUUGCAAAUUGCUAUAAAUUAAAGCUGCACUCUCACAGAUUGAUGGUUUUGACAACUUUUUUAUUUUUUGUCUUGGAACGAGCCAAUUUUUGUGAAAAAACAUGGAAACCAAUGAUGUAAGACCGCUGACAAAAAUUUAGAUCACAGAUUUUUAUAUUAAAGUUCAAAAAUUAAUAUUUUAUGCACUUUUCUUAAAACAUUAGUAACGGUUUAAGACAUAAAACAUUGAUUUUCAAACGGAAAUAUGCAAAUCUGCGAUCUGAUCAUUUGUCAGCAAUCUUUUAUCAUUGGUUUGCAGAUAUUUACGCAACAAUUUGCUCUUUCCAAAACAAAAAAAAGUUGUAAAAACGUUAAAUCUGUGAGAGUGCAGCUUUAACAGAGUUUUAAAACAUGUUAAUGAUGUCCUUUAAAAAAAAUUGUUACGGGUUUGUAUAGUGCAUGUUUGUAUUAGUGUUUAAUGUUAACUUUGUUAUUAAAACUAUUAAAAG
Messenger RNA from Mya arenaria, 3350 nucleotides. RefSeq names its product enolase-phosphatase E1-like. The transcript is spliced from 6 exons. The record is from RefSeq and is a predicted model, not a curated record. Lineage: Eukaryota; Metazoa; Mollusca; Bivalvia; Myida; Myidae. Bases 226 to 2688 code for a protein of 820 amino acids.